AUGAAGCGGUUAACGCCAGCAGUACAAAGGAUCUUCGCAUCUUCCAGAGUACAUGGAUUACGGCAGAGCUCUUCUUUAUCUGCCGAGAAAGAACAAAAAUUCAUGUCAACGCCGGACAAAGAAGUUUUGGUUAAGGCGUCUGUUCAACCUGUCGUCUUAAAAGAAUUUAUCUCCCCAGCUUUGCAAGAAGAGGACAAAUUCGGGUUAGGAAAGCUGUUUACUGUUGAGGAUAUGUUUAAUGCUCGUCUACAUUAUGGUCAUAAGAGACUGGGUGUAUGUGUCUUCGACCUCGAAAUUACAAAGAAAUACUUGGAAAGAGCUUUGAACUUCGUUGCUCAUGUAGCCAUGAGAGGUGGUAUUAUACUCUUUGUAACAAGUAAUAGAGCUACCAUAUUUGAUGUUGAACGAGCUGCUCAAGAGGUAGGACAGUUCUCUCACACACGUAAAUGGCUACAAGGAACAUUGACAAAUACAAAACAAUUAAUUGGCUCCUCUGUCCGAUUACCCGACACAAUAAUUUUCCUUUCAACUCUUACAUCCAUGGGUGCUUCACAUCCCGCAAUAAUAGAAGCUGCUAAAAUGGGUAUUCCUACUGUUGGAGUUGUGGAUACGAACUCCGAUCCAGCAUAUUUAACAUAUUUAGUGCCAGCAAACGACGACACUCCUGAAAGUGCUGGAUUUUUACUAAGGCUAUUCAAAGAAGCUAUUUUAAGAGGACAACAAGCUCGUAACAACUCUGAUUAG
This is a messenger RNA of Auanema sp. JU1783, 744 nucleotides long. Lineage: Eukaryota; Metazoa; Nematoda; Chromadorea; Rhabditida; Rhabditidae. The record is from the annotation of a GenBank genome assembly.